UCUGUGGUAAUUCCUGCAACGCUUUGCACUUCGAGCAGAACAGCUCGGACUUGUAUACAUAAUUACAGUUCCAACAUUUAAGUGGAUUAUCGCUACAGAAACGCUGAGUUCCAAAUAAUAAGGUCAUAGGGUGAAUCGUGUUUCUCGACGAUGCACCGUACGAAUGCAGCUGACAUUGCUGCUUAACUGGACUUACUGUUAACGUGAAUUUUUUAAUGGUUCUCAUCAAAAACAUCUUUUCACCAAUAUAAUCUCAUGUAAUCUGUCAUGUCAUGUAUGACAAUUAUUAUCGCGCGAUACGUACGCGAGCAAGGUUACAUCGAGUCCAGUAUGAAGCAGAACAGAUGGUUCCUGUAGCAAUUUACACCUAUAUCUGAUUCGCAAUAUUAUAUCUGGAUUCAAGGUCAGACGAGUAGGAUUAUGAAUUCGACCAAGAGUCGCGGUCACGAGAAGAAAACGUGUCGCAGAAUUUGACGUAAGCUAGAGUCGUGUGCGAGUGUCCCCGAGCUUCCUCGAGGCUCCCCUAAGUCCCCAGGAAAACGCAGCGAGAUGGGGGACCAUCGACAACAGCUGAGUAAUUUAAUCAAAUGGUUGGGCACAUUCGACCUUCAAGCACCGCAUAACUCUGCGGAGAAUAUAAGCGAUGGAGUCGCCCUGGCGGAGGCCCUGGCCCAGAUUGCACCAGAGUGGUUCACCGCAGUAUGGAAGGCGAAAAUCAAGACAGACGUGGGUACCAACUGGCGUCUUAGAGUAAGCAAUAUGAAGAAGAUCGUGGAGGCUGUAAUGGAGUAUUACAUGGAGUGCUUGAACCAGCAACUGUCGGGCUACAUCAAACCUGAUGCGAUCAAGAUCGGGGAACAUUGUGACAGCGACGAGCUGCGUCGUUUGUUACAGCUGAUUCUUGGCUGCGCUGUCAAUUGCGAUCAAAAGCAGCAGUACAUCACCAAGAUCAUGAGCAUGGAGGAGACCGUGCAGCAAGCAAUAAUGCAGAGUAUUCAGGAGCUUGAUAGCAGCGUACACGGGCCAAGGAUGAGCCUGGGCACUAGCUUGAACUUCGACGUGGCUGAUGGUGCUCAGCAGAGACUCUAUGCGGAGUUUCAGGCGACAGUGGAUAUGAAGGAUCAAUUGGCGCAAAAGUGUCACGAGCUUGAUCAACAGCUUUCUCUGUUGCAGGAGGAGAAGGCUGCAUUGAUUGCGGAGAAUAAGAAAUUCCAGCAACGACUGGAUGAGUUUGAGAAUCCGGAGGAGUCUGGCUCUAUAUUAAAAUAUUCUGGAUUGCGGAAGCAAGUGGAAACAUUAAAGGAUGAAUUGUUUAAGAUAGAAACAUCCAGAGAUGAUUACAGAUUAAGGGUGGAAUUGUUUGAAAAGGAAGUGUUGGAGUUGCAGUCGAGACAGGAGGAUUUGCAGAAAGCAGCUGACGAAGCAAAUCAUCUGAAGGACGAAGUGGAUGCUUUGAGGGAGACUGCGGAUAAAGUAGCAAAGUAUGAAAUCAUGAUAGAAUCGUAUAAGAAGAAGAUGGAGGAUUUGAGCGAUCUUAAGAGACAGUUGAAGAUAUCAGAAGAUAAAAACGUUGAAUAUUUACAAGCCAAAUUGGACUAUGAAGAAGAAGUAAAGCGUACGUUGAUGUUGCGUAAUCAUUUGGAGGCAUGUAAGCAGCAGCUCACAGAAGUUCAUCAUAGACUGGAUGAGCAAAGCAACAAGUACGAUCGACUGGAAUUCGAAGGCAAGAAGAUGGAAGCGAAGUUGGGUGCUUUGCAGAGGGAGAGGGAUCGAUUGUUCAUCGAAAGAGACGCUUUGAAGGAGACAAAUGAGGAGUUGAAGUGCACGCAAUUGCAAACUGCUGAGAACAUGGCGAAACCUAGUACUGAUAGUACCGAUGUUGCCGGCACGGAAUUGAUUCCGCUCGACAUUAAGGAGAAAUUACUUCGUUUACAAUUGGAGAAUAAGAUGUUGAAGAUGAAGCAGACAGGCAACGAAGACAAGCUACCGAGUGUGCAAGCGUUGCUGGAAGAGUCUGAGGAACGUUUAAAUAUGUUGCGAGGGCAGAAUCGCAAGGCGAACCAGAGGAUAAUGGAAUUGGAAACCAAAUUGGAGGAAAUCAUGGGUACUCAAGCUAGCGGCGACAGCAAGACCGACAACAUGGGUUUGAAUCCGAAGAUGUUGCAAUUGCAAGACGAACUGCGAAAAACGCAGUCCGAAAAGGAUCGACUGACACUACAGCUCGAGGAACGUGAGAGCGCUCUGCAAGCACAAAAGCAGAAAGUCUUCGCUGUUCAAGAGAAACUGACACGGAAGGAAUUCGAAAACGCCGCUCUCGAGGAACGCUAUAAAAAGUACAUUGAGAAAGCCAAGAGCGUUAUAAAGAGCCUAGAUCCGAAGCAGAGUAAUUCUUCACCGAGCGAGGUGGCUGUGUUGCGCAACCAAUUGCUGGAACAGCGCAAGAUAAUCGAGAACAUGGAGCGUUCCAUGAAGGAGUCCAAGUUGCUGCGAGAGAUGGAAGAGAAGCUAAUGGUGACUGCUUUUCAUAGAUUAGGUCUGAAUUGCCACAGAGAGGUGAUAGAUCAACGGCUCGCGGCGCUUAGUUCAGGACAGGGUCAAUCCUUCUUAGCCAGACAGAGGCAACCUACGGCAAGACGCCAUCCACCUUAUAACUCGAAAUGAGAAGAGCGAAUCGAUUUCAUACUUAAGUAUUAUAAAAUUAGGUGGUAUUUAAUUAUUUGAGGCAAUUAAUUAUAAUUAUUGUCAGCAAUAAUAGUGUGAUAAAUGUGAUACUGCACACAUGUUGCAUUUUAAUGUACAAACUUAACAGUCAAGCUUAUUAAACAAUGAUGACUGUGAAUAUAACAUUCAACACAAUUAAUAUCUAUUAUCAUAAUAAUAUUUAUAUAUAUAUUAUUAAGAUAUCACAUUUAUCUCUCUAUUACAAUUAUCACAAAUAAUUCUAUUUUUUUCCGAUAUAGAUAUAAAUGAUUAAUGUUAAAAC
This is a messenger RNA of Nylanderia fulva, 2983 nucleotides long. RefSeq names its product hook microtubule tethering protein (gene hook). Gene Ontology annotation, cellular component: centrosome; cytoplasm. Gene Ontology annotation, molecular function: dynein light intermediate chain binding; microtubule binding. NCBI's taxonomy places the organism in Eukaryota, Metazoa, Arthropoda, Insecta, Hymenoptera, Formicidae. Gene Ontology annotation, biological process: cytoskeleton-dependent intracellular transport; cytoplasmic microtubule organization. The record is from RefSeq and is a predicted model, not a curated record.